GUAUUCUAUAAUCCCAUGAAAAUCCUUUUAUUAUUCAUCGUAUCUACUUUUAUUCACUCUACUUGUGGACAACAACAAUGGAGUGUAAAUACAAACACAAUACAAAAAUCAUUAAAUGUUCAAACAAUUGUCAGAAAUCACGAUAAACCAAAUUUAGAACAAGUUCAUGUAAAGCAUUUCUCAAGUCAUGUUCUAGCUUAUGUCACUCCCUGGAAUAAUCGAGGCUAUGACAUUGUAAAAGAGUUUAAAGGAAAAUUUGACUACGUAUCUCCGGUUUGGUAUUAUAUUCAACGCAGGUCGCCGAUGGAAUUUGAUUUUGACGGGGAACAUGAUGUUGAUCAGAGCUGGAUGAGUGAAGUCAGGGAUAUAUCUACAGGAAAGGGUAAAAUAGUACCUAGGUUUCAGUUCCGGGGAUGGACCGGCGAAGAUUUGAGAGCAUUUGUCACAAGUGAACAGGAAAUACAGCAUUUGGCAAAGGAGAUAAACAAUCAAGUCAUUAAAUACAACUUUGAUGGUGUUGUGAUUGAGUGUGGAUAUCCAGCCUUCUUUCAAAAAUUCCUUAUUGAAUUAUCUACGCUGCUCCAUCAGGAUCAAAGAGAACUUAUCGUCGUUUUGCCUUCCAUAACCGAUCAAUACAAGCAGCUGAUGACGCCAGAGAUGUUUAAUGCCAUGGCUCAAUAUAUUGAUAAAUUCAGCUUGAUGACUUAUGAUUAUUCAAGCUACGAUCCCAAUGGUGGACCGAAUGCGCCCAUUGAAUGGAUUAUGGACAACAUUGAAUAUUUGACGAAUAGCAGCAACCGGCAUAAGUUAAUGGUUGGGCUUAACAUGUAUGCCAUGUCUUAUUUAUCUACCAGGCCACCAGAACCACUUGUCUUAAAAACCGUCAUCGAGAAGUUGUCUUUACCUCGACAGGAUGAAUUACUACUAGAUGAUGAGACGGAUGAGAGCGAAGAGUUGAACUGGGAUAAAACAAGUCAAGAAGCAUGGUUUAUGGAUAUUGAUGAGGAAGGCAUUGAGCAAGGGGUUAUUUGGAUGCCAACACUGAGGUCUAUUAGAAAUAGAUUAAGACUUGCUGAAGACUAUGGAGUGGGCGUUGCACUUUGGGAAGUUGGCCAGGGCCUUGAUUACUUUUAUGAUCUCUUUUAAAUAAAGUGUGGCCCUUUUUUUUUCUUCUAAAAAUAAAAGGGUUCGCGUAUAGUUCAAAACGCGACUAUUUUUUAACGCA
This is a messenger RNA of Rhizopus microsporus ATCC 52813, 1225 nucleotides long. Its product is annotated as glycoside hydrolase. The record is from RefSeq and is a predicted model, not a curated record. Gene Ontology annotation, cellular component: extracellular region. The transcript has 10 exons. Gene Ontology annotation, molecular function: oligosaccharide binding; chitin binding. The coding region runs from base 16 to 1146 and encodes 376 amino acids. Lineage: Eukaryota; Fungi; Mucoromycota; Mucoromycetes; Mucorales; Rhizopodaceae. Gene Ontology annotation, biological process: carbohydrate metabolic process.